CUUAUGCAGAGAAUUGGCCUGGAGCACCUGACCAGCCUGUUCAUGCUGAAUGGAUUUGAGAUGUUGGAGACCUUCUCAGAGCUGGAUGAGGAUGACUUGAACACUCUGAACAUCACUGAUCCCGAACAGAAGGCCAAACUCCUGACAGCAGCUGAACUACUGAAUGACUGUGAUUCCCAUGAUGCCUCCGAUGGCCACACUAGAAGUGACCGAUCCGGUUCAGGGACCAAUUCCUCAGAUACACCAUCAAGUCUUUCCCCUGCCACUGUCACUGGGGCUGAACAUGCUCAGGCAAGGACAGGUAACUCCAGCAGGGACUCUGGAUGCUAUGCCAGUAAUGAACAGUUAAUGCUCAAGGAUGCUCAAAAACCCCACUCUAGUCAACAGGCAAAGGUUGUCAUGACAACAUCAUCUCAAGUGAAGCCUGUUAACACUGCAGCAGCCCGCUCGGAUGCCGACUGCAGUGGUCACAUGUGUGGUAUGUGUGGUAAGCCCAGGGUUCAAGGUCAGUCACCUCUGCGGGAGGAUGAGGGGAUGGAAACCGAUCGAAGUGAUAAGGAAUACACGGAGGAAGACAAGGAGGUGUUUGCUAUUACUAACGGAUAUUUGCAACAAAGGACAGGGUCACCUCCUGAUAAAAAUGGCAAGAAUUCAAAGAAGAUGAGUGGAUAUUGUAAACAUUGUGUUCAUAGUAAAAUGUCAAGCAAACCAAAGAUGUCACAUUCUCCUUCAAGAGGAACCCCCAGUGCUAGCAAUUCCUUGUCCUCUGACACAAGCACCAGCACGACCCUGACCUCUAUCCACUCCCCAAGUAACCCCAACCUCCAGUGCUCAGUGUAUGGCUCAAGUACACAAGCCAGGAGGAAAGUGAAACCAGUGCCACCACCCCGAGCUCCCGGCACCGAGAUAACAUCGGUCACAACACCAGAAUAUGCCGCAAGGGACAUGUAUCCACAAGUCAAAAACCAACGCCCAAAGGACAUCAAUCCAGGAAGUGUGUAUAGUCGCCACCAGAUGUCAGUGCCACAACUGCAGAUGCCUUUGUCCAUGUACUACCCAGAGAGGAUUGCCUCCCCUCAUGGUAGUGUCGUAUAUGGCCAAGGCAGGCAGUUAGCGCCUGAACCGAUCUAUGGUCAGGUGACCAUCAAGAACGUCAGUCGGUCUCUCAUCCCCCUGGUGUCCACCAAGCUGAGUGCUGAGAAGAUUGAUCUGAGUGAGGAGCCGUAUUCAUCUGAGCUUGGCAUGUGUGGCAUCCCACCCCUGCUGAUCCAGCGGUACGCCGAGGAGCUGAGACAGGACAUCAACAGCGUGUCCCUGGUGCUGGAGCAGGUCCGACUCUACCAUCUACAGAACCACCAGAGAAACUCUAUUCCCAAUAACAAAUUGGCUGAUAGCUGCAGCAAUGCAGUAGACCUGAAGAUAUCUUCCAUUGAGGACUUCUUCAUCUCCAUCGGCCUGCCCAUGUACAUCGACCCACUGUAUGAGAAAGGAUGUUGCACUAUCCAGCUGCUGCUCAAUCUAUCAGAGACUGAUCUCAACAGGAUAACCGGGGCUGAUACCCGCCAUCUCAAACGCAUGCAGCAUGCCAUUGAUUGGGUUCGACAUAAAUUACAAUCACCUGUGAAAAGCCCCAAGUCUCCAACAAAAAGUCCAACAUCUGCCAAGCAAGCAUCUGUCAGAGAUAGAGUUUAAGAACUUUGUAUUUUAGACUUUGUUGUGACGUUUUAUACACUCUUCCUGCUACCAUCUUGAAAACACACCUGAAAGGUCUGACAACAAUCUUAUAUGGGCUUUGAAUGUAAUCCAGUCUUAAGCUGGGGACUUCUAGCCUUCAAAUACAUUGGUGGAAACUGG
Haliotis rubra (blacklip abalone) is the source of this 1854-nucleotide messenger RNA. Its product is annotated as SAM and SH3 domain-containing protein 1-like. Gene Ontology annotation, molecular function: protein binding. The transcript has 5 exons. Lineage: Eukaryota; Metazoa; Mollusca; Gastropoda; Lepetellida; Haliotidae. The coding region runs from base 4 to 1692 and encodes 562 amino acids. The record is from RefSeq and is a predicted model, not a curated record.